Messenger RNA from Scylla paramamosain (green mud crab), 783 nucleotides. RefSeq lists its product as uncharacterized. Bases 1 to 783 code for a protein of 260 amino acids. The transcript has 4 exons. Lineage: Eukaryota; Metazoa; Arthropoda; Malacostraca; Decapoda; Portunidae. The record is from RefSeq and is a predicted model, not a curated record.
AUGACAGAGAUACGCAGCGAGGGGGUGAAGCGGCAGCGGGCCGGACGCAGCGGCAGCAGGAGGAGAGGCAGCGGCAGUAGCAGCAGGAAUGGAGGAGAAGGGGUGGGAGGAGGAGGAAGACCCAAUGCCUCCACCGUCUCCCUCACGAGUGCCUCUGCCAACAGACCUCGCCGCAGCCCCGCCUGUGCAGAUAGACUUGGUGUUGGAACCUGUCCCCUGGUGCAGGAGUACAUGUGGCUGCCCUGUGGUGUGCUUUAUUUAAGUAGCCUGCGUUGUCUUGCCCCGUCCCAUCAUAGCUGUCCAGCCCAUCCCAUCCCAGCCCAGCCUAUCCUAUCCCAUCCCAUCCCAGCCCAGCUCAGCCCAACUCAGCCUAUCCCAAGCCUGCCCAGGCCAGGUCAGCCCAUCCUAAGCCUGCACAGGCCAACCCAGCCCAUCCCAAGCCUGCCCAGCCCAGCCCAAGCCAGCCCAACCCAGGCCAUCCCAAGCCAACCCAGUAUAGGUCAACCCAGCCCAGCCCAACCCAGUCCAAUCCAGGCCAGCCCAGCCCAGCCCAGACCAUCCCAGCCCAUUAAAGCCCGGCUCAACCCAGCCCAGCCCAGCCAACUCAGCCCAGCCCAGUCCAGACCAUCCCAGCCCAUUCAAGCCCGGCUCAACCCAGCCCAGCCCAGCCAACUCAGCACAGCCCAGCCCAGCUCAGCCCAGCCCAGCCCAGCCCACCCCAACCCAGCCCAGCUCAACUCAGCCCAGCCCAGCCCAGCCCAGGCCGCCAGAAGCCAAGACUAA